This is a messenger RNA of Elgaria multicarinata webbii, 762 nucleotides long. It is a transcript of the gene LIN28B, whose product is annotated as lin-28 homolog B. The transcript is spliced from 4 exons. The record is from RefSeq and is a predicted model, not a curated record. Gene Ontology annotation, molecular function: mRNA binding; zinc ion binding. NCBI's taxonomy places the organism in Eukaryota, Metazoa, Chordata, Lepidosauria, Squamata, Anguidae. The coding region runs from base 1 to 762 and encodes 253 amino acids. Gene Ontology annotation, cellular component: nucleus; cytoplasm. Gene Ontology annotation, biological process: pre-miRNA processing.
AUGGCCGAAGCGGGGGCGCGUAAAGGUGGAGAUGAGCCCGGGAAAUUGCCGGAACAAGAAGAGGAGGAGGAGGAGGAGGAAUCCCAGGUUUUGCAUGGAACAGGCCAUUGCAAGUGGUUUAAUGUGCGAAUGGGAUUCGGAUUUAUUUCCAUGAUUAACCGCGAGGGAAGCCCCUUGGAGUCUCCGGUUGAUGUCUUUGUACACCAAAGCAAGCUUUACAUGGAAGGAUUUAGAAGCCUAAAAGAAGGAGAACCAGUGGAAUUUACUUUUAAGAAAUCUUCCAAAGGCCUUGAAUCAAUACGGGUAACAGGUCCAGGUGGGAUUCCUUGUUUAGGAAGUGAGAGACGACCCAAAGGAAAAACAGUACAGAAAAGAAAGCCAAAGGGAGAUAGAUGCUACAAUUGUGGUGGCCUCGAUCAUCACGCUAAGGAAUGUACUCUACCUCCACAGCCAAAGAAGUGCCAUUACUGUCAGAGUAUCAUGCACAUGGUGGCGAACUGCCCACAUAAAACUGUUCCGCAGCAGCCCACUAGUUAUCAGGGAAGAUACGAAGCAGAAUCCCAGCCCUCCACAUCAACGGUCCUGAGAGAAGGAGGAGGGGCUUAUGGCUACAUAUCUCCAUCCUAUUCUCAGGAGGGAAAGGCAGACAUCUUAGAACAUUCAGGCAGGUCACCACAAGAAGCCGCUUCAAGUAAAUUAUCUCCAUCACCUGAAGAACAAAGCCGAAAGGGGCCCUCUGUUCAAAAAAGGAAAAAGACUUAA